AUGGAGGGAAUCGUACUGAUACAGACGAGCUCAACGCUCAAGACUCAAAAUCAGCCACCUUUGUCGCCUGGUUCCUCUUGGGAUUCCACGAUAACAAUUGCAUCGUCGCCUAGCAGUGUGAGCAGCUACGACGGCAACGAUGACGAUGGAUGUAAUUCCUUCAGCGACUCUGGCGAGCUCCCCUCUAAAUCUACUGAUAAGAAGCUCGACAUUGAUUUAGGCCUCUCAACUUCCUCCACCAUGCAGCUGGAGGCUGGGCAAGAGGAUCCCGAGAGAACUCCCGUACCCACGCCUUUGGACGUUGACCGUCUUCAUGCUCUCUUUUCUGAGUAUGAAAAACUUGUCAAUGGGCAGGGGAUACCGCGUGAACGCGAGGCUUCACCAGAUGAGAAUAACGAAUCUUCUUACUCUGAUCAAACCGAACCGCGCCAGAAAGCCAUCUCAUACCCGACUGCGAAUGUCGCCCGUAAGCAGCAACGAGGAAUCUCGAAGGUCAAGACCAAACAGCGGAAGAAGGUUACUUCACGUAGGACUUCGUGUACGAAACGCGCGUUAGCUAGCAGUGUUCAUGAAUACGAAUACAUGCACCUGGGAGAAGCACGUCGAGUAACAAACGGAUCUAUUGAAGUUGAAGUAUUUUGGGCGCCCAUCUUCUUGCCGUGCAACCAAUUGCGUGGGGAACAGGCAAUCGAAGAGGCGAAAAACUUGGUGACCAACAAAUUUGGCCACGCCGCUUGGGAGAGGGAGAUGAGCAAGUUGGAUUGCGUUGACACACAGGGUGAAUUAGACUAG
Molecule: messenger RNA, 792 nt
Organism: Metarhizium brunneum ARSEF 3297
Lineage: Eukaryota; Fungi; Ascomycota; Sordariomycetes; Hypocreales; Clavicipitaceae
Source: RefSeq, a predicted model, not a curated record